UGUUACAAAUUUGACGAGGGAUUACAACAGAUUAUAGUUAGCAGCACUGUCGAGAAAACACGUUGUUCCACAAGUGUAUAUUUCGUUUCGUUUUUCAACGGUUGUUAAACGAGGAUGUCGAAGCCCAUAGUAUUCGUGACCGGAAACGCGAAGAAACUGGAGGAGUUCGUGGCUAUUUUGGGAAAGAAUUUUCCACGAGAGAUUACGAGCAAAAAGGUCGAUCUUCCAGAGUAUCAGGGAGAGAUAGACGACAUUUGUCGCAACAAAUGUCGAGCUGCUGCGGAUCUGGUAAAGGGUCCAGUUAUCAUCGAGGACACCUGUUUGUGUUUCAACGCAUUAAUGGGCUUACCUGGUCCUUAUAUUAAAUGGUUCUUGGACAAACUCGGUCCAGAUGGUCUUUACCGGAUGCUGCAUGGCUGGGACGAUAAAAGCGCGGAAGCAGUCUGCACUUUUGCAUAUUGCGCCGGAGAACCGGAAGAUCCGGUAUUAUUGUUCCAAGGUCGAACACAGGGGACCAUCGUGAGUCCGCGAGGACCGCGAGACUUUGGCUGGGAUCCUUGCUUCCAGCCUUUGGACUACGACAAAACUUACGCAGAACUACCGAAAGAAACGAAGAAUCAAAUUUCUCAUCGUAGCAGAGCACUGCAGAAAUUAAAAGAUCAUUUUAUGAAGAACGUCGAGAGUCACGAGUCAGCGCAAGACUCCUAGAGAGAGGACAGCAUUGAUCACAUCUAUCUCCCGAUCUACAUUGUAUUUUUUUAAAUCAGUUUUCAUAAUAACUGAUUUGCAAAAAUAAACAUUUAUACCGUGAACCUA
Molecule: messenger RNA, 816 nt
Organism: Hylaeus volcanicus
Lineage: Eukaryota; Metazoa; Arthropoda; Insecta; Hymenoptera; Colletidae
Product: inosine triphosphate pyrophosphatase
Exons: 2
Coding region: 115-708 (197 amino acids)
Biological process (GO): nucleoside triphosphate catabolic process
Cellular component (GO): cytoplasm
Molecular function (GO): nucleoside triphosphate diphosphatase activity
Source: RefSeq, a predicted model, not a curated record